This is a messenger RNA of Myripristis murdjan (pinecone soldierfish), 2799 nucleotides long. RefSeq names its product urotensin 1 (gene ucn1). Gene Ontology annotation, cellular component: extracellular region. The record is from RefSeq and is a predicted model, not a curated record. NCBI's taxonomy places the organism in Eukaryota, Metazoa, Chordata, Actinopteri, Holocentriformes, Holocentridae. Bases 97 to 543 code for a protein of 148 amino acids. The transcript is spliced from 2 exons. Gene Ontology annotation, molecular function: hormone activity.
GUCGCCGUUCACAGGGACUUCCCAGACCAGGCUCUGGCUUGACAUCUCACCGACCGACCACAAAGUUUUGUUGCAGCAUCUUGAGAAAAUAAAGGUAUGAAGCCUGUCCCUCUGCUCCUGCUCCUCUCCGCGGUCCUCCUCUCGUCAUACCUCCGCACCGCCGCCGGCAGACCGCGGAUCUUCCCCGGCUGGUUGGAUGACAGCGGCCGCAUCCAGACUCAGCAGCUGGACGAGGUGCUCCUCAGAGCCGCCGCCGCCGGAGACAGCGUUGCCUCGGCUAUGCUGGGAGACAACAUGCUGAGGUUUCUCCAGAGGAGGAACCCGGAGCCUCACCGCCUGCUGCCCCUGGAGGAGGACGAGGGCAACACGGCGGAAGAAGUGGCGAGGACGGCGGCGCAGCUGUGGAAGCGGAGCGAAGAGCCGCCGCUGUCCAUCGACCUGACCUUCCACCUGCUCAGAAACAUGAUCCAGAUGGCCAAAAUGGAGAGCCAGCGGGAGCAGGCCCAGCUCAACCGCAAAGUGCUUGACGAGGUCGGGAAGUGAAGCAAUAAAAGUAGAAGAAAUUUUGCCUACUUUCAACCGCCGUGACAUUAGUUUUGUUUUUGUUCGUGCGCCUGCCUUCCUCCAGUCCUGUCCCUCAUUUUACGCACAGCCGGUGCGGUUACACACCUCUGCAUCCGCGCGAAAAGUAAGUCCUUCGCGAAACCUUCAAACUUUAUCGGAAAAUCGGCUCCUGAAUGAAUGGCACGAGUGUCCGCCCUCGUCACCCCUUCCUUCCCCAGCACUGGAUUCCUGGUGGACCUGUGUGACCGUCGGCUGUAUUUUUGAUAAUUACUGGAUUUCAUGAUCAUAGCUGAUGUUGUGAUAUAGUGUGAGCUGGAAAAGCAGAGUAACCUUUCUUCGUGAUCAAUGGUUUAGGCUAGAGGUUCAGUAUUUCACCUUGCAGUUCUGACUGGUAAAAUGACAGAUAGGAUAAUUACAAACCUAGGAUAAUUCCAAAACACAUGAGACAGGGGCGUCUGCCUUAUUUCGUUGUGGUUUUUAAUGUUUAAAAAUCCGGCACGUCUUAAACAGAUUAGCUGACAACUCAUUUGCAUGACUGAUUGAAAAAUAAUUAAAUUUUUGAUGUAAAGCAAACGAGAUGACCUUAUACAGAAUUAAUGAUGUGUAUGGUGGAUUUUAAUUAUCAUCCUCCAGUUUGUCCUCUUCAGCCUCAGCAGCCAAAUAAGGAGGAAAUAUUUCACAAGAUUAGUUUGUGGCUCUUUGGCUUGUAACCACCACAUAACUGCAUUUGCAUUUAGAUAUCUAACUUUUAAGAUACACAACUCUAGAAUCAAAUGGUUCUUCAUUACUAUUUAUUUAAAACAAGGGAAAACCUCACUGGUUAGACAAACACAAAAUUACCAAUUUAUGUUUUCAAAAAAUAAUUAUUUUUUUUCCUCCUUAAAUUAAUAAAGAAACGAGUCGUUUUUCAUGGAGCAGCUGCAGCAGUGUUUGUUCCUCUAUGGAGAAGUGUCUGCUUUCGGUUCUUACACUGGCUCGCUCAGAAAUGGAGAGGGGUUCUAGGUUAUUUGUCAAAGUAAAGAACUCAAGGGUGGUUCCUCAAACACUGGAUGUCUGUGAUGGAAUGAAGUAGGUCAACUAGAAAGUUCAGUUUUCAAAAUCGGAAUGCUCUGAGGAAAGCUGAGUAAAUUUAUGUGGGCUGGAUGAACGUGCAAAUCAUUAUUUUGUGUCCAGCUUCAGAUUAGAAGGCUUGAAAAUCCUAAAUCCCCCUCUGAGGUUCUCUGACUCUGUGUCUGUGAUGUGUUAAAUGUCUGACUGAUGAAUUGGAUUUGUUUGAAGUACGCAGCACAUGUGAUUAUGUGAUAUACAGAUAGCAUGUGUUAAAUAUGGUAAUGCUGGCAAAGACACUGAUGCAGGGUUGGUUGUGCCGGUUAAUCCUACAUUGUUUGCAAACAGGAAAUCACUGUCACCCGUGUGUAAAAUGAUGUCGUUUCACAAGGUUUGUAAUUAUUUACCUGCAGCCACACUCAUCUGGUUCAUCAGGAGAUGUGGGAAUACCUCCCAGAUUUCCUUUCUGGUUGGGGAAGAUGCAUAAUCAGUCAAUAUGCACAUUCAGCACGUAGCUAUUGAAUAUGCAUUUUUUUCUGAGUGAUGUGCAUCGUCUCCCCUGAAUUGUUUAAUUUACUAGGAAAUCUGGAUAAUCUCAGUUUCCCACAUUUACUGUAACAUAGCUUAUAUACAUAUGUAUACAAUUAAGGUUGUGAGGAAGGCAAGCCAAACUUUUUAAGAUUCAACCAAACUGAUUAUUUCACUGUCUAAACUAUCAGCUCUUCCCUCCCCUCUCCUCUUUUCUUUACCUUACUUUGACUGAGAGCACUAUCAUCUGUACUGUACUGCCCAUAGCAUGCCAAACCUAAAAAAAGAAAAAGAAAAAGAAAAAAAAGAUGUUUCAUUGGGUUCAUUGUAAACUGUUUUGUCUGAUGUCUGGCUCCUGUUAUAGACAUCUUUUUUGCAGUAAAGAAAAAGCUUGUCUUUUUUUUUCCAUUUCUAUUUUGUAAUAAAAAAAAAAAAGUUCGGAGUAAAAUCGUGACUUUUGAUUCUGUCAUUGUAGUAGCUAUAAAGAAGUAGGCUAGUGUUUCAGCAGUAAUAAAGUACAAUGUUCAUCUGACCACUACAAGGUCAUAAUGAUGUCUGAUGUUCUCCAUUUUGUGAUAAGGCGCACACUAUGUCGGCCCAAAAGUGUCUGCCACUGCAGUCCAGCCACAGGGGCUCGGAAAAAUAGUGGAAACCAGAGAC